Molecule: messenger RNA, 1986 nt
Organism: Vitis riparia (riverbank grape)
Lineage: Eukaryota; Viridiplantae; Streptophyta; Magnoliopsida; Vitales; Vitaceae
Exons: 4
Coding region: 1-1986 (661 amino acids)
Biological process (GO): DNA integration
Molecular function (GO): RNA-DNA hybrid ribonuclease activity; nucleic acid binding
Source: RefSeq, a predicted model, not a curated record
AUGCCGGGCCUUGACCCCUCCAUAGUGCAGCAUCACCUGCCCAUUUUACCACAUGCUAGGCCCGUUAAGCAGAAAUUGAGGAGACUACACCCUCGAUGGAGUUUGCAGGUUAAGGAAGAAAUUCGAAAGCAACUCAGUGUUGGCUUCUUGUCAGUGGUUGAGUAUCCUGAGUGGCUGGCUAAUGUCGUCCCUGAUCCCAAAAAGGACGACAAGCCUACCUUCCGCCUUCUGAGGAAGAAUCAGCCUACAAUUUGGAGUGAUGAUUUUCAGCGCGCUUUUGAGAGGAUUAAGGAGUGUCUCCUUUCUCCUCCGGGGCGUCCUUUACUUUUGUACUUAUCAGUUUCAGACAUGACCUUAGGAUGCAUGUUAGCUCAGCUUGAUGAUUUGGGGAAGGAGCGUGCCAUCUAUUAUUUGAGUAAGAGGAUGCUUGAGUAUGAGUGCAAGUACAUUAUGAUUGAGCGCCUUUGCUUGGCAUUGGUUUGGGCCACUAGGAGACUUAGACAUUACAUGACGGAGUAUUCCGUGCUCUUGGUCUCACGAUUGGACCCGUUGAGGUAUCUAUUUGACAAGCCUAUUCUGAUCGGUAGGCUCAUGAGAUGGCUGGUAUUGUUGACAGAGUUUGAUAUUCAUUAUGUCACACAGAAGUCAGUAAAAGGAAGCAUUGUUGCAGAUCAUCUAGCUUCUUUACCGAUAUCCGAUGACAGAUCGGUUGAUGAUGAUUUCCCUGAUGAGCAGAUUGUUUCAAUGACUAGUAUUACGGGAUGGUGGUUGUACUUUGAUGGUGCCGCCAAUCAGUCAGGAUCAGUCCGAUUAGCAUUUUCCAAUCAUCACCGGUUGACGAAUAAUAUUGUGGAGUAUGAGGCUUGCAUUACAGGUUUGGAGAUUGCACUUGAUCUUGGCAUUAGACAGUUGGAGAUCCACGGGGAUUCCAAUUUGGUUAUACAGCAAACUCAGGGUAUCUGGAGCACUCGGGAUGAGAAGCUAAAACCCUACCAUGCUUAUUUGGACCUGUUGAUUGAUGGAUUUGAUGCGUUAAGGUAUAUACAUCUGCCCAAGGCGGAGAAUCAGUUUGUCGAUGCAUUAGCCACUUUGGCUUCUAUGAUUGUGAUCUCCGCGGGGGUGACUGUUAGGCCAUUACUGAUUGAAAUAAGGUCUACACCAGCUUACUAUUGUCUGAUUGGAGAGAUAGAGGAUCAGAUUGAGUUGCCAUGGUAUCACAAUAUUUAUCAGUUUCCGUCAUGCGACACUUACCCAGAGUCAACCUCGGCCAAGGAUAGGAGAGCAUUGAGACAGUUGGCCACCAGAUUUGUUAUUUGCGGGGAUGCACUAUAUAGGAGAUCACCUGAUGGCCUGUUAUUAUUAUGUCUAGACCGUACAUCUGCAGAUCAAGUGAUAAGAGAGGUUCAUGCAGGGGUCUGUGGCCCACACAUGGGAGGUCAUAUGCUAGCGCUAUGGGGUGUUGAUAUUAUUGGCAAGAUCUCGCCCAAGUCCUCUAGUGGUCAUGAGUACAUCUUAGUAGCCAUUGACUAUUUCACCAAGUGGGUGGAAGCUGCUUCCUAUGCUAGAUUGACAGCGGCCAGGGUGGCUAAAUUCAUCAGAUCUCACAUUAUCUGCCGAUACGGGGUCCCUCACGAGCUGUUUUCUGAUAGAAGGGUGCAUUUCAGGGGCAAGGUGGACACGUUGAUUCAGGAGUAUGGCAUUCAGCAUCACAGAUCGUCUGCGUAUAGGUCACAAACUAACGGGGUAGUUGAGGCCGCAAAUAAGAAUGUCAAGAGGAUUUUGAGAAAGAUGGUCGAGACUUCUCGGGAUUGGUCAGAAAAGCUCCCUUUCGCAUUGUGGGCUUAUCGUACAUCUUUUCUUACCUCUACUGGAGCUACCCCAUAUUCUUUGGUGUAUGGUAUGGAGGGAGUGUUACCUAUUGAGAUUGAGAUGAGAUCUUUAAGAGUAGCACUAGAGCAACAUGUAUCCGAGGCUGAGUGGGUCUAG